Molecule: messenger RNA, 676 nt
Organism: Microtus ochrogaster (prairie vole)
Lineage: Eukaryota; Metazoa; Chordata; Mammalia; Rodentia; Cricetidae
Product: translation machinery-associated protein 7
Exons: 1
Coding region: 28-222 (64 amino acids)
Source: RefSeq, a predicted model, not a curated record
CUGGAGAAGGGGGUGUCUGGAGGCGCCAUGUCGGGCCGGGAAGGUGGCAAAAAGAAGCCCCUGAAACAGCCCAAGAAGCAGGCCAAGGAAAUGGACGAGGAAGAUAGGGCUUUCAAGCAGAAACAAAGAGAGGAGCAGAAGAAACUCGAGGAGCUAAAAGCCAAGGCUGCUGGAAAGGGACCCCUGGCCACAGGUGGAAUUAAGAAAUCUGGCAAAAAGUAAGCUGUUCCUCAUAUCUGAGAUGAUGGUGACCCUCUUCCAUUCCUAUUUAAACAUCUGGAUUCCCUGCCAUAACAUCUUUGCCAUCUACAGCUAGAAUGAAGUGUUAUCCUGGAGCCUGUUAAACAUCUGGAUCCCCUACUAUAACAUCAUUGCCACCAAUAGUUAAAAUGAAGUGUUAUCCUGGAGCCUGUUGUACAUUGUAGUAAACUUUUGUAAAAAAAAAAAAAAUAAAUAAUAAUAAUAAAAAAUACAAAAAAAAAAAAAAAGAAAACGGGACAAAAUGGUAAGAAAAUAAGAUCAUAGCUGGAUAUAUAAUGUAUGGGUUUUUGUUUCUUUUGAGAACAAAGAUAAUCCUUUUAGAACUGUAUUGUUUUCAGGUCACUAUAUUGAGUUGCUUACACAGGGGAAUGAAAACCCUUCAUGUAAUAAACUUUGAAUCCAAAGUUCUAAAUCU